GGAGCAGAUGCCGAAUAUUACAAUGUGAAGAGCAAAUCAGAAUGCCUCAAAACCACUCGGGACAAAAUACGCCGCUCAAUUCUCAAUCGCCUAAGGGACCCUAAGAACCGAUUUGUCUGGCUGCGUGGUUCGCCUGGGACUGGGAAAACCGCGAUAUCUAUAAGCGUAGCUUCCACACUUGACAAGCAGCGCACGCUUGCAGCAUCCUUCUUCUGG
Cantharellus anzutake is the source of this 216-nucleotide messenger RNA. RefSeq lists its product as uncharacterized. Lineage: Eukaryota; Fungi; Basidiomycota; Agaricomycetes; Cantharellales; Hydnaceae. The record is from RefSeq and is a predicted model, not a curated record. The transcript has a single exon. The annotation marks the transcript as partial.